UUUUAUUUGUACAUGUAUACAAAUGCAGAAUAAUCAUGGACAACAACAAGAUAGUAGCGAUGAAGAAACUGAAGGACCCGGAACAACAUCAAUGGCUUCAAGCUCAACUACUGCCUUUACUAGUAUUGAAGAAGCCAGUCAACAGUACUGUCAUAGAUAUGAACAUCAAGCAGCCACAGUUAAACGACCUUUACCCAAUACUGACACCAGUAGUGAUAUCAACGCCGAAUGCGCUAACAAAAAGCAAAGGUCGAUUUCCCUACAAUACAUCGAUCCUUCGAUCUACUUGACAACAGUUCAACGGGCUCCUGCAUCACAUAAUGCUGACUGUGUAUCGCUGGAAUCAUUGAUCGGCGAUCACAACCUUGAGCUGAUGGUACAGAUAAACUAUAUGAUCGAAGUGGAUUUUGUAAUGUUCAAGAUCAACGAAAGCAUACGCAGAAGCUUACGGACGAUUAUAUAUCAUGGUAUGAGACACACCCCAGCUCAGAUAAAGGCUAUGGAGAAUGCAACAAGAAUACGAUACCCAAGGGUAACUUUACAUAAGGUACCUGUUCCUGGCAUCGGUACACAUCAUACCAAGGCAAUGCUCCUCUUCUAUCGAGAUGACACAAUGCAAGUUGUCGUACAUACAGCCAAUAUGAUUGAGCAGGACUGGAGAAAUAAGACUCAGGCCGUGUUUUCAACAGGACGCCUUCCGAGAAAGCCACAACAAGCCUCGACUUGUGCAUUUGAACGCGAUUUGAUAGAGUAUUUGCAAUACUACCAAGAUCAUCAUGAGUUCACAAGGAAGCUCUCACAGUACGACUUUUCGAGAGUUAAAGGAGUUUUGAUUGGAUCAGUCCCUGGGAAGUUUUCGGGGCCUGACAAGAACAAGUGGGGUCAUUUAAGGCUACGCUCUGUUUUGAGACAACAGGUUGAGAUCUCUCAAGGACGGUUGAAUGAUUCCGAGGUUAUCUGCCAGGUAUCAAGCGUGGGAUCAUUAGGUAAAGAGUCCCAAGACUGGCUGCAGGGAGAGUUUGAGACGAGUCUAAAUGCUCAUCGUAACGCGAAUCACAUGAAUCCUACAAAAGCAAAUCUUUGUAUAGUUUAUCCAACAGCGGAAAAUGUUCGUAUGAGUUUCGAAGGAUGGACAAUGGGGGGUAGUCUACCAUUUAGGUCUACAAGUUACAAAAAGCAGGCUCACUACUUUAAGCCACUUUUACACUCCUGGAAAGCGGUCAAGAGUGGUCGUGAACGAGCUAUGCCUCAUAUUAAAACAUUUACACGAGUGACUAGAAAGGAAAAUGACGGCGAUUAUUUAUCUUGGUUCCUCCUCACGAGCGCUAACCUUUCAAAGCCAGCUUGGGGCGAAAUGAAGUCCAAUUCUGUUUUCUCGAUUCAGAGCUAUGAACUAGGAGUCUUAGUCUUUCCUGGUCUCUAUGAGGAUGUAAAUGAUGCAGGAGACCAUCAUCGUGCAUUCUUAAUGAACAAAACGUUAGAUGACCCGUAUCCUGAACCUCACUUUACCCAUUUCACUGGGGGCGAAGAGACAGGAAAAGAAAAAGGAUCUAAUGAACAAAGUCAAAUACAGCAAAAGAUCAAUGUUGUGCCAAUUCGCUUACCAUAUGAUCUACCACUGAAAAAGUAUGAUCACUCAAUAGACCAUGUUUGGCUUGCGGACAAGUACUUUCCGGGGCUGGACGACUUUGGGAACUCGCUUGGGAUGUAAAGGAAGAGACGAAGCAAUUAAUCUUCCCAUCCUUCCUAUCGACGAACAUCGACUGCUCGGAC
Messenger RNA from Lobosporangium transversale, 1773 nucleotides. RefSeq names its product tyrosyl-DNA phosphodiesterase I. Gene Ontology annotation, cellular component: nucleus. The transcript has 10 exons. Gene Ontology annotation, biological process: double-strand break repair; single strand break repair. NCBI's taxonomy places the organism in Eukaryota, Fungi, Mortierellomycota, Mortierellomycetes, Mortierellales, Mortierellaceae. The coding region runs from base 23 to 1711 and encodes 562 amino acids. Gene Ontology annotation, molecular function: single-stranded DNA binding; 3'-tyrosyl-DNA phosphodiesterase activity; double-stranded DNA binding. The record is from RefSeq and is a predicted model, not a curated record.